Molecule: messenger RNA, 1788 nt
Organism: Pipistrellus kuhlii (Kuhl's pipistrelle)
Lineage: Eukaryota; Metazoa; Chordata; Mammalia; Chiroptera; Vespertilionidae
Gene: DNAAF19
Product: coiled-coil domain containing 103
Exons: 3
Coding region: 904-1632 (242 amino acids)
Biological process (GO): epithelial cilium movement involved in extracellular fluid movement; inner dynein arm assembly; determination of left/right symmetry
Cellular component (GO): outer dynein arm
Source: RefSeq, a predicted model, not a curated record
UUUAUUCAAUUACCGGGUAGGGUUCAGAACUGGACAGGAGCCAGGACAUCUGAGUUCAAUUCCUGGUCAGCCCAGCCGCCUUCUUGGUUGGGGUAGAGAGGGUGGGCGAAGGGCUUGUUUGCAGACAUCCCACUACCCUGCCCUAGGGCUGUUGAUGAUGCUUCAACCAUAACAUCUUGCUCAGUGCACCAGGAAUCUGAGGCUCAAAGAGGUCUCACCACAAGAAAAAAGCAAGAGCCAAAACUAGAACCCAUUUAGGUGAUCUCGCGGUAGAACAGGCCAAUCAGCCUCAUACGCGGAGGCUACAGAAGUACAGGGGCAGAACUAAACAGGGCUCCCAAGUACCUAGUCCUCCAGCCCUGGGCUGGUCAGAGGAAUUUGGGACAGGAAUCAUUAAGCCCCUUCCUCUACCACUUCUACUUGGUUUCCUGCUCAGUCAUUGCAUUUGGUUUGGGUGAAAAGGUAUUCUUUCUCAUUAAAGACAUUUAAUGAUGGAUGAAAUUUUAUCCCUGGGCUCCAGAGCAGCUAACAAUAGUUCUGCUUUUGUGUGAGGUUCUCCUCAAUCACCACAACUUGCUAUGUGGAAGAGUGAAGGGACUGAAUUCUGAGAUCCAUAUGCUUCCUCAAAGAAAGCACCAAUUCUUAGAGGCAGAAAACGAAAUUAAGCUAUGGCUCCAAACUGAAAGUCAUUCCGUUUUCAGUGACAACAAAUCUUAAGCACGUCCUCACUGUGUAACUCUAUAAAGUAGAGAACUAGGUUCUUGUAAACCCCCCAAAUAUAACUGACAAGAUGUCCGGGAGUGCUUUUGGGUCAUUUUGUGGGCUAGCAAAGAAUCCACUUUCCUUCCCCUGUUAUGGACCUUCCAAUGAUGUCCAUCCUCUUUUCCUCCCCAGGCACAAGCCAUGGAGAGGAAUGACAUCAUUGACUUCAAGGCUCUGGAGAAAGAGUUGCAGGCUGCAGUUACCGCCGAUGAGAAGUACCGGAGAGAGAAUGCUGCCAAGUUUCGGGCAGUGGAACAGCGGGUGGCUUCCUAUGAGGAGUUCAGGGGUAUUGUCCUUGCAUCACACCUCAAGCCCCUGGAGCGGAAAGACAAGGCAGGAGGAAAGAGGACUGUGCCCUGGAACUGUCACACUACUCCAAGAGAGACCACUCUGGACGAGACAACUGAAAUCUCCCAGGAGAAAACACCCCUGCAGCCUGAGACCUCAGCGGAGUUCUACCGUGACUGGCGGCGAUACUUGCGGAGUGGGCCAGAGCGCUACCAGGCCCUCUUGCAGCUCGGAGGUCCCAAGCUGGGCCACCUCUUCCAGACAGACGUGGGGUUUGGACUUCUAGGGGAGCUGCUGACAGCACUGGCUGAUCACGUGAGGCCGGCUGACCGGCUGGCGGUGCUGGGGAUCUUGCGCAGCCUGGCCGGUACCGGGCGCUUUGCCUUGAACCUCAGCCUGAUGAGCUGCGCAGAGAGAGCGAGCUGCAGAAGCUUGUUCCAGAAGCUGCAGGCCAUGGACACCCCUCCACCCAUGAAGGGGGGGCUCAGCCAGGAGGAGCAGGGUCUGGAGGAGCAGCCUGGGGGGCUCCCGGAGGAGGAAAGUCUCCUACAAGAACUGCUAGGGUUGUACCAAGUGGAUUGAUGGGGCCAGUGACCUUCAAAGGCCCCCAGGGAUCACGGGCAGCAGGUUUUGGUUCUCUUGGGGCCUCUGCAGAACUGUGGUAAAAAUCCCACACCGGCCGAAACCAGUUUGGCUCAGUGGAUAGAGCAUCAGCUCGGUCAAGGGCAUGUAUGCUGU